This is a messenger RNA of Spodoptera litura, 1006 nucleotides long. RefSeq lists its product as uncharacterized. NCBI's taxonomy places the organism in Eukaryota, Metazoa, Arthropoda, Insecta, Lepidoptera, Noctuidae. The record is from RefSeq and is a predicted model, not a curated record.
AGAACAAAAAAUUUUGGCAACUGUCAAAUUACACGAUUCGAUUUUAGUAAAAUUGAGCAAAAGUUCGUUCCCACAUUUUAUCCGUUUGGCGACGGCAGCUAAUUUUUAUAAUAUUAUUCAACCCCUCAAAAUGUGUUAAUUGUGUUGGUGUUAUGUGUGAUUAUUAAUAUUAUUCGUUUUUUGUUGAGUUUGAAGGCGUCGCGAAUAUGUUUUAAUUUUACGCACAAAAUGAUAUGGACUGUGGAUAUUUCAUUGAUAUUACGAUGAAGGGUGGUUUAUGUGUUAUCUACACGUCGUUGCUGACAAUUUCAGUGCUAUCCAGUUGUGCUCUCUUCAUUUUGGUGGUUUCGGAGGCUCUCCAAGGUGAGGGCGGUGUCGAUACGAAAGUAGACCUAUCAGGACUGCAUAAUGUCAGUCAGAAAGUGGAGGUUGGUGAGGAGGAAGUGCCAGGAUCUCAGCUGUCCCCUGAGGCCCAGUUGGAUGAAGACCAGACGAAGGAGGACCAUGAGAUGAUAAUUGCGGAGACAUUGUCUCUUAACUCAGUGACAACAGAAGGGUGAGUAAUAAUAAUAACUUCUUAUUUAUUAUUAUUACUGCAGCUACCAGUGAAAGUGAACAGUUCUAUUCAUUGCCUUCACUGGCCUUCAGUUUUUUGUACACAAUCAUUUGUUUUUGUUCAACUAUUUGUAACUUGCAUUCAUCAUUCAAUGGCUUAAAAAUAAAUCUUUAGUUUCUCACACUACCUUCUUAAACUAAUGUGCUAAAAAUGGUUAAAAUAUAAAUAAAAUCUUAUUCUUAAUCAAUGUAAAAGUGUUACACUAAUUAGAAAUUUGGUGAACAAAUUGCUGCAUGACUUGUGAUGUUACUUGCACAUAAGUGGAAACAGGAGCAAAUCACAAUAAGAUACAAAUCAUGCAAUUAUAUUGCCAUAUUCAUCUGUAACGAAUGAUAUCUUUGUUUAGUUGAUUCUUCAUUGAUUGUUGAUAAAGAACCGAUUAAUUAAAGG